Haemonchus placei is the source of this 1974-nucleotide messenger RNA. The record is from the annotation of a GenBank genome assembly. NCBI's taxonomy places the organism in Eukaryota, Metazoa, Nematoda, Chromadorea, Rhabditida, Trichostrongylidae.
AUGGCAAACUGUGCUAGUGGUGCUCUGUACAUAGUAGGAUUCGCCGAAACUGUAAAACAACUAUUGAUCGAAUCGGGAAUUACAAUUUUCGAUGGAGAUGUAUGGGAUAUUCGCCUUGUGUCUGUAGUUACGACGAUUGUUUUGAUGGCCGUCAUCGUUGUGUCGCCUGCACUUGAGAGUAAACUACAGCAAAUACUUCUAAUACCCCUGAUCCUGUCCGUUCUCAGCUUUAUCAUCGGAUCAUUCAUUUCUACCAAGAACAAAGUUAUUCAUGGAUAUACUGGAUAUAAGUGGAAAACUUUGGAACAUAAUAUGCUACCCGAUUUUCGAAGUGAACACAACUUUUUCUCCGUCUUCUCCGUGUAUUUCCCUGCAGCCACUGGUAUCAUGGCCGGAGCCAAUAUUAGCGGACACCUUAAAAAUCCCCAAGCAGCGAUUCCACGUGGAACAUUAGCUGCAAUUGCCGUUUCUACAGUUGUCUACACAGCAUUCGCCCUAGUAGCCGGAGCAACGUAUGCUCGAGAUGCGGAUGGUGUCAAUGAAGCCGAUCAAGACAAUCCACCAGAUUGCUACCUGAACGCUACAUGCCCAUUUGGACUUCAUAACUACUACCAGAUGGUGACGGUAACGAGCGUUUGGCCACCGUUGAUCACUAUCGGUAUUGUUGCCUCUUCCUUGUGUUCAGCUAUGGCUAGCCUUGUCGGUGCGCCCAGAGUAUUUCAGGCCGUAUGUGCAGACAGAAUAAUUCCAAAACUCGAGUUCUUUGCUAAAGGAUAUGGUAAAGGAAAUGAUCCUCGACGUGUUUAUGCCCUGUCGUUCGUCAUUACUGUCACUAUCGUGAUGAUCGGUAAUCUGAACGUCAUUGCACCUUUCAUUUCGAAUUUCUUCCUGUGCGCAUACGCUCUCGUGAACUACGCCUGUUUCACCGCGUGCUUAUCGCAAACUCCAGAAUUGGCGAAUUAUUUCAAUGUGCAUCUGGCUUGCCCAUGUAAGUACUACAGAUCCCUUGGAAACAUAGCAAUCUUGUUGGUUCUUGUAUUAAGUGGAGCACCACAUGAAAGGUCAUCUCUGGUCCAAUUGGCCUAUAGUAUCACACGAGGAGCAAGCUUGCUAGUGUGUGGAAACGUCAUACAUGAACCGAGUACCGAAGAAAUGAGUAAACAAUUGGCAACAGCUCGCAAAAUUGAAGAAAUGUCACAGGCAGCAUUACGAAGGCAACAUAUCAAAGGUAUCUGUAAGGUGGUCGUGGCUCCCUCGCUGGAAACCGGUUGUAUGAUGCUCUAUCAGACCUGCGGAUUGGGUCGUAUGUCGCCGAACAUCGUUUUACUUGGUUUUCUGCAGAGUGAAGCGAAAGAUCGAAGAGCUGUCAAGCUGGAGACCAGAAAUGCAUAUCUGCGGAUCAUCCAACACGCAUUCUACAGCGGCAUGGGUGUGGCCAUUCUUAGAAGUAACCCGAAAAAUCCGUUCGAUGAUCUAUCAGCACCCCCUCUGGACACUGAUAGCACGCAGGGAUCAACCACAACUGGUACAACCGGUAAUACUGAGUUGGGAAUCAUAACGAACAAGAAAUUCACUAUAGACGUCUGGUGGCUUAGUGAUGAUGGUGGUCUGACGCUUCUUGUGCCCUAUCUCCUUACCCUCACAGGGAGCCGUCUCAAGGGAGCCAAUCUACGUGUUUUCACGAUAGCUCCUGAGGGUGAGUCGGUCUCCACCGAAGAAAAACGGAUGGCAUCGUUGCUGGAGAAGUUCCGUAUCCAGUAUAGCUAUCUCCAUGUAGUACCAGCGUUCACAAAACCGGACGAGAAAACGAAAGAUCAGUUCUACAAGACGUUAGAGCCGUUUCUGGGCGAAGAGGAAGACGGUAUGAUUUCUAAGGAUGAACUGACUAGAAUGAGUAACAAGAUUGCCCGACAUAUUCAAACAGGGACAUUGUUACGGAACUUUUCCUCAAAAGCAGAUUUAGUCGUUGUGUGA